Molecule: messenger RNA, 1938 nt
Organism: Gastrolobium bilobum
Lineage: Eukaryota; Viridiplantae; Streptophyta; Magnoliopsida; Fabales; Fabaceae
Product: phosphatidylinositol/phosphatidylcholine transfer protein SFH3-like
Exons: 15
Coding region: 235-1644 (469 amino acids)
Source: RefSeq, a predicted model, not a curated record
UGUCUCUUACCCAUUUUCUAGAACUACCUAUUUUCAGAUCACCGAUUUACAUUAACCCCCUCUUCUGUAACCACUCUCUCUUUCCUUCUCCCUGCUUCCCUUCGCAUUCAAGAGGCAGGGAAUUUGGGAGUGCUUUUUUUGUUUUGUGCCCUGUAUGAUAUGAGUGCUUGAUUCUUCUAAUCCUUUGCUUCAACUCCUGAAAAGCCAGCAUAAGCAAUCAACCCAAGCGACGCCAUGUCUGAAGGUUCUUUCAAGAAGAAAGCAAUCAAUGCCUCAAACAUGUUUAGGAAUUCUUUGACGAAAAAAGGUAGGCGAAGUAGCAAGGUCAUGUCAGUUGAAAUUGAGGAUGUUCACGAUGCUGAGGAGUUGAAAGCAGUUGAUGAAUUCCGUCAAGCUCUUAUAUCCGACGACCUACUCCCUGCAAAUCAUGAUGAUUAUCACAUGAUGCUAAGAUUCCUGAAGGCCAGGAAAUUUGAUCUUGAGAAAACAAAGCAAAUGUGGUCUGACAUGAUCAAAUGGAGAAAGGAAUUUGGUGCUGAUUCUAUUACGGAGGACUUUGAAUUCAAGGAAAUUGACGAAGUCUUAAAAUAUUAUCCCCAAGGACAUCAUGGAGUAGACAAAGAAGGACGACCUGUAUACAUAGAGAGAUUGGGACAAGUAGAUGCCACCAAGCUAAUGCAAGUCACAACCAUGGACCGCUAUAUCAAAUACCAUGUAAAGGAAUUUGAGAGGACAUUUGAUAUAAAGUUUGCAGCUUGUUCGAUUGCUGCUAAGAAGCACAUCGAUCAAAGCACAACUAUCCUGGAUGUGCAGGGAGUGGGGCUUAAAAGCUUCACCAAAAAUGCUAGGGAACUCGUUACUAACCUUCAGAAGAUUGACGGUGACAACUAUCCAGAGACCUUGAAUCGCAUGUUCAUCAUCAAUGCAGGUUCUGGAUUUAGAAUACUGUGGAACACCGUAAAAUCCUUCCUUGAUCCUAAGACCACAGCAAAAAUCCAUGUUCUUGGCAACAAGUAUGACACUAAAUUGCUUGAGAUAAUUGAUGCAAGUGAGUUGCCUGAGUUUUUAGGAGGUACUUGUACAUGUGCUGAUCAAGGAGGAUGUAUGCGCUCUGAUAAGGGCCCAUGGAAUGAUAUUGAAAUAAUGAAGAUGGUUCAGAAUGGUGAUCACAAAUGUUCAAGAAAAAGUGAGUCUCGUGUUGAGGAAGAGAAAGUAGUUUCAGAGGAACACGAGACUUCCAAGGUGGAGGAAAAUCUCACCUCACAGGUUUCUCCAGUUUGUGAAGAGGUCCCUGCUAUUAAAGCUUCCAAGCAAGAGGACUCAAUCCCGGUGGCCGAUAAAACUGCUUUGAAAAAAGUCGACCAGAUUGACACAGCUGCAGCAUCAGAAGAGUUUAUGACUGUGAUGAAACGCAUGAAAGAUUUGGAAGAGAAAAUGAAAAUCAUGAAUCAUCAGUCUCCUACCAUGCCACCUGAGAAGGAGGAAAUGCUGUAUGCUACUAUAAGUCGUGCCGAUGACUUGGAGAAACAACUUAUGGCCACCAAGAAGGCUUUAGAGAAUUCACUUGCUCAGCAAGAGGAGCUUUCGGCUUAUAUUGAGGAAAAGAAGCAGAAAAAGAAGAGAUCGUGGCUGUUCUGCUGGUGAGUUCGAUAUUAUGGAUGCCCAAACAAGAGGUCAUGUAGUUCUGCUGUUACUUUCUGCCUUUCAGGAGACUUCCCAAGUGCCCUCUUACAUAAAUGUUCAACAUAAGAACUAGUAAUUUUUUUACAAAAAACACGAGAAGAAAAGGAUAUGCUCAAUAUAUGCAUUAUGCUACUCAGGAAUUUUGGUCUCUAUUAGGAUAGGACUUGCUCUGUAUGUAUAUAGGGGAGGCUAUGCACAAUAUGCAAAGGCAGUCCUAUUACUUCCGUACAGGAAUCAAUAUCUAGUACAAAAUUA